AGUUAGAAUGUUAUCAUUAAAUAUAGUUUUCGUUAUCAUUCAUUUUUUGUCUCAUAAUAUAUAUGGAUACAUUUCAGAGAAAAGCUUUGCUUCAGAUAUGGACCCAAGCGCUGUUGGGGAGAACCUUUGCGGGAGUCAACCGUAUCAUCCUGAGACACAGAUGUGCUGCCAGUGGUCGGUGACCCCUAGAGUAGCCGGAUCACGUACCAAAUGUUGUGGCACCAUGUCCUAUGAUCCAGAAAAGGAAAUAUGCUGCGCCAACGACCACACCUCCCAUAUGAUAGCGGGUGAAAACACGGAAUGCUGUGGCCUGGAAGCCUACGAUCCGAACAAAUCAAUUUGUUGCGGUCAUGAUAUUCGACCACUUGUUGCUGGAAAAAAUACUCAUUGCUGCGGACACGAAAGUUAUGAUCCUAUGAAAAGACUCUGUUGCCAAGGAAUGUUGUUUCCCCCACAUAUCCAUUCCAUGUGCUAUUACUGUGACAACGAUGGUCAUGAAGUGGCAAAUUUUGAUACCAACAUAAACGCUUGUUGUAAUGGAAAACUGGUACCAGCCGUGGCGGGAAAUAUCACGUGCUGCUGCAAAGGCGACCCGUUCGACCCAAAACAAGAAAUCUGUUGCGACGAGGUUCUUCAAAAAAGAAAUGGCGGCGAAGUGUCACAAUGUUGUGGAAAAAACAAUUUAGAUCCACGUACUCGGAUAUGUUGCAAUGGUGAGGUACAACCGAUAAAGAAGAAAAUAACUAGAUGUUGCAAAAAGAGAAGUUAUGACCCGGAUUUACAGAUCUGUUGCGAUGGUACCAUGCUCUUGAACAAAACUGAAUAUAAAGACACAUGUUGUUGUGGGAAUAGUUCUUACAAUACUGACAAAGCUAUAUGUUGCCACGGCAACAUAGAGCCAAAAUACAAAAGAGGGACACAGUGCUGCGGAACAAAGAGUUUUGAUUCUACAAAAAUGUUGUGCUGUGAUGGCGUUAUACAAGCAUUAGGCAGGAAAAAGGCAGUGACGAGAUGUUGUGGAAGGCGGAGCUACGAUAGUAGAAAGCAACUGUGCUGUCACGGGAAUCUCGUGAAUAAGACGAGCAAAAGAGAUCUCGGGUGUUGUGGACACGGAACGUAUGAUCCAAGAACUCAAGUAUGCUGCAAAGGAAAACGAGGCAGAUUAUUCAGCAAGGGUACCAGAUGUUGUGGUAAACAGAGUUACAAUUCAAGAACAUCUAUAUGUUGUGGUGAUAAAGUGUCCUCUCGCAAAAUGCACUGUUGUAAUGGCAAAUCAUUCAAUCCUAAGACACACAUUUGUUGUGAGGGCAUGAUGGUACGAAAGAAAGACAGUGUGCAAGAUAAUGUGUGCUGUGGAAAUUCAACAAUGAAUUUCGAUACGCAUAUCUGCUGCUAUGGCGAAUCAACGAAGCGUAUGCGUGAUCGUGAAUUUAGAUGUUGUGGUCGCAAAGGGUAUGAUUCAGAAUCCCACAUUUGUUGUAAUAAUGCUAUUGUUAAAAGGGAAAAGAAAGGUGAUAACUGGUGUUGUGGAGAAACAAGUAUUGAUACAAAUGAUCAAAUUUGUUGCCUUGGUAGUCCUCAACCCAUACACGGGACAGUUGGCAAUUCAUUUUGUUGCAAACGGAAGAGUUUCAACUAUCGAACACAAAUGUGCUGUUUCGAUGAGGUCGUUGAUAAAAGAACUUUGAACGAUGAUUACUGUUGUGGAAACUCUACAGUCAACACAAAAGAUGAAAUAUGUUGCGAGGGUGUCACAAGAAAGGUUCCAAAUGCAAAAACAGCAUUCUGUUGCAUGGACGAAGCUGCAGAUAUGAAUGAAUAUCUAUGUUGCAAUAAUCGUACGGUUGCUAAACAGGAUGACGGUGACGAAAUUUGUUGCAGUGAUGUUUCGAUAAAUGCUGAUAAAGAAAUAUGCUGUGAUGGAAACCAACAGACGCUGGUAGGUGAUAAGUUUACACAAUGUUGCGGCACUGCAAGUUAUGAUUCACGAAAAAAGAUAUGUUGUGAGGGCCGGAUUGUGACCAAGAGGGGUCCAGAAGAUUCAUGUUGCUGUGGUGACUCAACGAUGAAUCCAAACACAGAAAUUUGCUGUAUGAAUACCGUUCGUAACGCAACCGGAAAUGACGUAAGAUGCUGCAUGGAUGAAAGUUAUGACCAAAGUAAGUUUUUGUGUUGCGAUGGUAAAACUAUUGUAAAGAAACGAAAAUCUUCAGACAACUCUUGUUGUGUCAACAAAACUAUGGAUUCUAGCAAAGAGAUAUGUUGCGAUGGGGUGCCCCAGCCUAAACUAAAUGACGAUUUCUUGUGUUGUGACCAAAGAAGUUACGAUUCAGGUAAAUCUAUCUGUUGUAACAACAUGGUUUUCGGGAAAGUUGAUGAAGAUGAUGAUUGUUGCUGUGGAAACACGACCAUGAAUUCCAUGAAUCACAUUUGCUGUCAUGGUAACAGAAAUAUAAAAUUCAACGAACCAACAUCAUGUUGUGGGAAUACGAGUUUUGGUUUAGAGAGUUAUUUAUGCUGUGCGGAUGAAGUAAGAAGAAAGGUUGCUAAAAAAGAUGACUGUUGUUGUGGAAAGACUACAAUGGAUACUUCAAAGCAGAUUUGUUGUCAAGGCAACCCUCAAAUGAUGGACGAUCCAGACUGGAGAUGCUGCAAAAAGGAAAGCUAUACCCCUAAAUCUCAUAUUUGCUGCAACGAUAAGAUCGUUAAGAAAAACAAAGUGAAUGACAACUGGUGCUGUGGAAAUGAAACUUAUAAUUCUAAUAACCAACUUUGUUGCGAUAUGGAUGUUCAACCGGUUUUUGGCAAUCCAGAUGAAACACGAUGUUGCGGUAAGGAAAGCUAUCAUUUUAACAGCCACCUGUGUUGUGAUAACGUGUUGAUGAAAAAGAACGAUAGUAAUGACAAUUGGUGUUGUGGUAACUUAGCUUAUAACACCCGUAAACACAUUUGCUGUCAAGAUAAAUUUAAACAACCAAAGAGUGGACAAAACACUCAGUGUUGUGGAAAUACUAGUUACGAUGAAGCCAAACAUAUUUGCUGCAACAGAAAACUUUAUGACAGGAAAACAGAAAAUGAUGAUAAUUGCUGUGAAGAUGCUGCUAUCAAUACAAAGACAGAAAUGUGCUGUUUAAAUUUACGCCAGCAGAAAGUUGAUGGACAAUACACAGACUGUUGUGGUAAUAGGACCUACAGUAUCAGAACACAGAUGUGCUGCGAGGGUCUUGAAAUUAGAGAAAAGAGAACUCGUAAUGAUGACAGCUGUUGUGUACAUACAACUAUGAACUCGAAAGAAGAAAUUUGUUGUGUAGAAGGUCCUAAACCAUUAGUUGGUGGACCAAAUCAUACUGACUGCUGCAAUAGCCGGUCAUAUGAUAUGAGAAGCCAUUUAUGUUGUGAAGAAAAAGUUGUUAAAAAACGGAGGAAACAUGAUGACUGGUGUUGUGAUGGUAUUUCAAUGAACUGCUCUAACGAGAUUUGUUGUAAUGGUAAUCCUGAACCUGCUUUCGCACUGCGCAAUACUAGAUGCUGUGAAACAAAAAGUUAUGAUCCAGAUGAACAUAUAUGCUGCCAUGGGACUACGCUUGCGAAGAGAAAUACUCCUGAUGAUAACGCUUGUUGUGGAGAUAAAGCUUUGAAUACAAAAGUUCAAAUUUGUUGUUCAAACCAGCCAAAUUACAGAGUUGGUGGUCACCAUGCGAAGUGUUGUCAUAACAAAAGCUAUGACUCUAGCAAAUUCAUGUGUUGUGAUACACCGAAUGGAAAUUGGGUAGUCGUGAAAAAGAGAAGCCGACGAGAUGACUCAUGCUGUGGUAACACAACUAUCGACACCGAUCGCGAGAUGUGUUGUAAUGGAAGCCCAGGAAUAGGUGGCACUGGAGUGCAGUGCUGUCACGGCGUCGGAUACGACAGUAAGAACUAUAUAUGCUGUAACGAAAAUAUCACACAGAAGACAUCAGGUGAAGAUGAUUGUUGCUGUGGUCUUUUAACAAUGGACAGCAACAAAGAUAUUUGUUGUUUGGAUAACAAGCAACGACGUGUAAGUGGUAUGGACACUAUGUGCUGUUUAGAUAUUUCGUAUGAUCCUAAAACACAUUUAUGCUGUGACGGAAAACAAGUAAUCAAAAAAGAGCAUAUUGAUGAUAACUGUUGCUGUGGGAACCGCUCAAUGAAUAUAAAACAAGACAUAUGCUGUUCCAACACCCCGCAACCUGCUCCUGAUAAACAUAAAUUCAAGUGUUGCACUAACACAAGCUAUAACAUAGAUACACAUAUAUGUUGUUCUGGAAGAGUAAGAAAGAAGAUGGACGACACAGAUGACCUGUGUUGUGGGGAAGAUACAUUUAACACCAGAGAACAUGUUUGUUGCCAAGGGCAGUUCAAAAAACCAAAGAGAACGCAAGAUCCAGAAGACACAAAAUGUUGCAGAAAGGAAAGCUACAACCCUAUCACUCAGAUUUGUUGCUAUGGCGAAGUUGUUGACAAAAACAAUACAAAAGAUAGCAGAUGCUGCGGAGAAAACAGUUUGGCGAAUAGCGACAUUUGUUGUAACGGGGUCCCACAGAGAGGUGGUAGAGCUUAUACAUGCUGUGGGACUAACAGUUAUAACAGACUAACACACAUAUGCUGUAACGGUAAAGUCCGACGAAAGAAAGAUCCAAAAGACAAUGGUUGCUGUGGGGCAGAUUCAACUAUUGAUACGAGUGCGGAACUAUGUUGCGAAGGUGUACCUCAAGUUGUAAAUCCUGAUACCGGAGACUGUUGCGACUCAAAAGGCUAUGAUAAACUAAAGUCAAUUUGCUGCUAUAAUUCUGAGAUACUCAACAAGGAAGAUAAAGAUGACGAUUUAUGCUGUGGAAAUAAAACGUUUAAUCAAGAGAAACAUAUCUGUUGUAAUGAAGUAAAACGGAAUAAGGUAGCAGACGAUGAAACGCUGUGUUGUAAAACCAAAAGUUAUGACCCUACAACUCAUAUAUGCUGCGAUGGAAGUAGACUUAGGGAAAAAAUGGGUCCGGAUGAUGACUGGUGUUGCGGGAAGAAAACUUAUAACAGCGAUAAAGAAAUAUGUUGCAAUAAUGUUCCAAAUGUAAUAUAUGGCGAGGCUACGUUAUGUUGUGGGGAUGUAAGUUACAACGAAAACACACAAAUAUGUUGUAACGGCAAAGUUGUGAUGAAAAAAGCUAACGAAGAUGACAGUUGCUGUGGGAACACUACACUUGAUACUCAAAAUGAAAUCUGUUGUGACGGUUACCCACAAACUGGACAUGUUUUACAACAUGCUUGUUGCGGAAAAAUUAGUUACAAUAAAGAUACAUCGCUGUGUUGUGAACUUAAUAAAACUGUUGUUAAACGAAAAGAAAACGACGAUUGCUGCUGUGGAAACGCCAGUAUGAACAAGAAAGAAGAAAUUUGUUGUUCGGGAAAAGCUGUGAAACGAACCGGAGGCGAAACAACACGGUGUUGCAAUGACAAAUCUUACACUCCUGCGAAAGCAGUAUGCUGUGAUGGAGUUGUGACCCAGAAGACUACCGAUGGCGACAAUUUAUGUUGCGGUAAUACAACAAUCAACUCUGAUAGUCAAAUUUGUUGUAAUCAAAACCCACAACCAAAGAGUGGUGGUAUACUAACUCACUGUUGUGAUGUUUACAGUUUUGAUUCUGCAACUGCUUUGUGUUGCGAUGGAGGUAUUGUUGAAAAACGGAAUUCAGACGAUAAAUGUUGUUGCGGAAAAAAGAAAACAUUCAAUCCUAGGACUGAAAUUUGCUGUGCUGGCAAUCAUCCUAGGAGUCGAAAAGGAGAGAACAGCCAAUGUUGCACUUCUGAAAGUUAUGAUGCUGAUCAGUUCCUUUGCUGCAAUGAAGAGAUUAUAAAGAAAAAGAGCGAUAAUGAUGAGUCAUGUUGUGGUAAUACAACAUAUGAAGCUUCUAAGGAAAUCUGUUGUAGAGGAGAAGUUAAGAAGAGAGUCGGGGGUACCCUCACGGACUGCUGUGGUAAACAUAGCUAUAGCAUUAUCGACGAUAUAUGCUGUUCUGGUAUAAUAUCUAAGAAAACUAACCCAGAGGGUGAUAUUUGUUGUGGAACCAAAUCGAUGGAUGCAAAAAGUCAAUUAUGUUGUGGCGGAACUGUUCAGGCAAAACACGGUUUAUUUGGUAAAUGUUGCGGAAAGAAAAGCUAUGAUACAAAAAUGUCCCUCUGUUGUAACGACAAUGUUGUUGAAAUUGAAAAUGAAGGAGACAAUGGAUGCUGCGGCGAGACAACAUUCAACUAUGCUAAUGGAAUAUGCUGCAUGGGUAUCCCUAAUGCGCUGUACGGUCCAAAGACAUUUUGCUGUCAUAACAAAAGCUACGAUUCAGACAAGUCUGUGUGUUGUGACGGUACUGAUAUUGUGGAAAAGGAUGUAAAGACCGACAAUUGGUGUUGUGGUGGUCUAACAAUGAACACACGUGAGGAAAUAUGCUGUGACGGAGUAAAGCAACCUAAAGUAGGUAAGAACACGCAAUGUUGUCUCAAUGUCAGCUACAAUCCGAGUAAGUCUAUGUGUUGUGGUAAGAAUAUCAUUCUUAAGCGCAGCGAGCAUGCUGAUAUUUGCUGUGGAAACGCUACAGUCGACGUUAGCCGUGAAAUUUGCUGUAAUGGAGAACCAAAUUUACGCACGGAUGAAGAAUAUACGUCUUGUUGUGGAAACCAAAGUUAUUCUAUAAGAAAAGAGUUAUGUUGUAGAGAAGAACAAAACAUAAGAAGCAAAGCCAAGUCUGGAGACAAAGAAUGUUGUGGCGAGAAAGCUACGUUCAAUCCUAAAACACACAUUUGUUGUUCGGGAAAAGUUGUUAAGCGAAUAGCAGAUGAAACAACACGAUGUUGCAAUAAAAAAGCAUACAAUCCUGCGAAAGCAAUAUGCUGUAAUAGAGUUGUUACACGGAAGGUAACCGAUGACGACAAUUUAUGCUGCGGUAAUACAACGUUCAACACUGAUAAUCAAAUCUGUUGUCGUCAUAACCCACAACCAAAGAGUGCGGGAAAAUUCACUUUGUGUUGUGAUAUUCUUAGCUUUGAUUCAGCAGCUUCUUUAUGUUGUAAUAGAAGUGUUGUUGGGAAACGGAACCAUGACGAUACCAAUUGUUGCGGAAAAAAGAAAACUUUCAAUCCUAGGACUGAAAUUUGCUGUGCUGGCAUUCAUCCCAGGGAUCGAAAAGGAGAUAACAGCCAAUGUUGUGGUAUUGAAAGUUAUGAUGCUGAUCAGUUCCUCUGCUGCAAUGAAGAGAUUAUAAAGAAAAACAGCGACAAUGAUGAGUCAUGUUGUGGUAAUACAACAUAUGAAGCUUCUAAGGAAAUCUGUUGUAGAGGAGAAGUUAAGAAGAGAGUCGGAGGUACCCUCACGGACUGCUGUGGUAAACAUAGCUAUAGCAUUAUCGAUGAUAUAUGCUGUUCUGGUAUAAUAUCUAAGAAAACUAACCCAGAGGGUGAUAUUUGUUGUGGAACCAAAUCGAUGGAUGCAAAAAGUCAAUUAUGUUGUGGCGGAACUGUUCAGGCAAAACACGGUUUAUUUGGUAAAUGUUGCGGAAAGAAAAGCUAUGAUACAAAAAUGUCCCUCUGUUGUAACGACAAUGUUGUUGAAAUUGAGAAUGAAGGAGACAAUGGAUGCUGCGGCGAGACAACAUUCAACUAUGCUAAUGGAAUAUGCUGCAUGGGUAUCCCGAAUGCGCUGUACGGUCCAAAGACAUUUUGCUGUCAUAACAAAAGCUACGAUUCAGACAAGUCUGUGUGUUGUGACGGUACUGAUAUUGUGGAAAAGGAUGUAAAGACUGACAAUUGGUGUUGUGGUGGUCUAACAAUGAACACACGUGAGGAAAUAUGCUGUGACGGAGUAAAGCAACCUAAAGUAGGUAAGAACACGCAAUGUUGUCUCAAUGUCAGCUACAAUCCGAGUAAGUCUAUGUGUUGUGGUAAGAAUAUCAUUCUUAAGCGCAGCGAGCAUGCUGAUAUUUGCUGUGGAAACGCUACAGUCGACGUUAGCCGUGAAAUUUGCUGUAAUGGAGAACCAAAUUUACGUACGGAUGAAGAAUAUACGUCUUGUUGUGGAAACCAAAGUUAUUCUAUAAGAAAAGAGUUAUGUUGUAGAGAAGAACAAAACGUAAGAAGCAAAACCAAGUCUGGAGACAAAGAAUGUUGUGGCGAAAAAGCUACGUUCAAUCCUAAAACACACAUUUGUUGUUCGGGAAAAGUUGUUAAGCGAAUAGCAGAUGAAACAACACGAUGUUGCAAUAAAAAAGCAUACAAUCCUGCGAAAGCAAUAUGCUGUGAUAGAGUUGUUACACAGAAGGUAACCGAUGACGACAAUUUAUGCUGCGGUAAUACAACGUUCAACACUGAUAAUCAAAUCUGUUGUCGUCAUAACCCACAACCAAAGAGUGCGGGAAAAUUCACUUUGUGUUGUGAUAUUCAUAGCUUUGAUUCAGCAACUUCUUUAUGUUGUAAUAGAAGUGUUGUUGGGAAACGGAACCUGGGCGAUACCAAUUGUUGCGGAAAAAAGAAAACUUUCAAUCCUAGGACUGAAAUUUGCUGUGCUGGCAUUCAUCCAAGGGAUCGAAAAGGAGAUAACAGCCAAUGUUGUGGUAUUGAAAGUUAUGAUGCUGAUCAGUUCCUCUGCUGCAAUAAAGAGAUUAUAAAGAAAAACAGCGACAAUGAUGAGUCAUGUUGUGGUAAUACAACAUAUGAAGCUUCUAAGGAAAUCUGUUGUAGAGGAGAAGUUAAGAAGAGAGUCGGAGGUACCCUCACGGACUGCUGUGGUAAACAUAGCUAUAGCAUUAUCGACGAUAUAUGCUGUUCUGGUAUAAUAUCUAAGAAAACUAACCCAGAGGGUGAUAUUUGUUGUGGAACCAAAUCGAUGGAUGCAAAAAGGCAAUUAUGUUGUGGUGGAACUGUUCAGGCAAAACACGGUUUAUUUGGUAAAUGUUGCGGGAUGAAAAGCUAUGAUACAAAAGUGUCGCUCUGUUGUAACGGCAAUGUUGUUGAAAUGGAGAAUGAAGGAGACAAUGGAUGCUGCGGUGAGACAACAUUCAACUAUACUAAUGAAAUAUGCUGCAUGGGUAUCCCUAAUGCACUGUACGGUUCGAAGACAUUUUGCUGUCAUAACAAAAGCUACGAUUCAGACAAGUCCGUGUGUUGUGACGGUACUGAUAUUGUGGAAAAGGAUGUAAAGACUGACAACUGGUGUUGUGGUGGACUGACAAUGAACACACGUGAGGAAAUAUGUUGUGACGGAAUAAAGCAACCUAAAGUUGGCAAGAACACGCAAUGCUGUCUAAACGUCAGCUACAAUCCGAGUACGUCUUUGUGUUGUGGUAACAAUGUCUUUCCUAAGCUUAAUGAUGAUGCUGAUAUUUGCUGUGGAAAUGCUUCAGUCGACGUUAGCCGUGACAUUUGCUGUAAUGGAGUAUCGAAUACUCGUAUAGAUGACGAGUAUACAUCUUGUUGCGGAAACCAAAGUUACUCAAUAAGGAAAGAGGUAUGUUGUAAAGAUGAAAAACAUAUAAGAAAGAAAACUACGUCAGGGGAUCAAGUAUGUUGCGGCGUUAAGGAUACAGUUGAUCCUAACAAAGAAAUAUGUUGUGAUGGUAAAGUGAUCGAUGUCGGUGGUAUAAUAAAUGCAGGAUGUUGCUUGGGACAAGGAUUUAAUCUAGAUACACACAUGUGUUGUGAUGAUACAGUUGUUGGGAAAAGUAGUAAUGAGGACAACUGGUGCUGUGGACAUACACCUUAUAAUACAAAUACCCAUAAGUGUUGCAAUGGUAAGAUAGAUUCAAAACAAAGUGGUAAUAGAACGUUAUGUUGCUUAGGUGAUAGUUAUAACUCACAAACUCAUCUAUGCUGCAAUGAUGUUGUUACAAAAAAGAAAAACAUAACAGAUAAUAUGUGUUGUAACAACAAAACUUACGAUACUGAAAUCGAGGUGUGCUGUCAAGGCACUGUUCCACAACCAAAGAAAGGCGGGAGACGAACACAGUGCUGCUUUGAAAACAGUUACAACCCAAUUUCUCAAAUGUGUUGCAAUGGAAAGGUAGUAGAGAAAACUAAUACUGAUGACGAUUGCUGUUGUAGUAAUGAAUCUAUGAAUUCACAGUCUGAUAUCUGUUGCCUUGGUCAUAAACAGGAAAGAAUAGGUGGGGAAUAUACAACUUGCUGUGAAAGGAGAAGUUACGAUACUCGUUCUCAAAUGUGUUGCGAAAGACAAGUCCGAAAUAAAAAUCACGACAAUGAUGAUACAUGUUGCGGCGGGUCAUCGACUGUAAAUUCUAGAACCGGACUUUGCUGCGAUGGUGUUUCGCAAAAACUUGUUGGUGAUGAAUACACUAGUUGUUGUGCAAAGAACGCAUUUGACACAAGAUCGCAGAUGUGUUGUGACAAGAAAGUCAUUGAUAAGAGGGACAGUAGGGACAGCUGUUGUUGUGGGAAUACCACAUUUAAUUCUGAUAAAGAAAUAUGCUGCUAUGGAUUUCCAAGCGUAGCAAAGGGUGGAAGGUUUGCCAGAUGCUGUUUUGAUAAAAGUUAUGACUUGCAGACUGAAAUUUGUUGUGAUUCUGGAAUUGUUCGAACUAAAGAACUCUUAGAUGAUAAAUUGUGUUGUGGCAAUUUAACGUUUAACACGAAAUCGGCAAUAUGUUGUAAUGAUGUACCAAACAGCAGAGUGGGCGGACGGGCGACCAAGUGUUGCGGAACUGAAAGUUAUAAUUCCAACACGCAUUCUUGUUGCGAAAUGCAAAUUGUUAAAAAGCGAAACGAGAACGAUAACAUCUGUUGUGGAAAGAAUACGAUCAGCAUGAAGAAUGAAGUAUGCUGUGAAGGAAAUCCACAACCAAAAUAUAAUGGUUCCACCACUUGCUGUAGAAAUGUGAGUUUCAGUGUGAACAAAUAUCUAUGUUGCUCAGGUGUUGUAGUAGAAAAGAGACAUAGACAUGAUGAUAGCUGUUGUGGAGGUAUCACAUAUAAUGCAAAGACUGUGAUAUGUUGCACGGAUGUUCCUCAGCCUAUAAAGGCAAAGGAUCGAACGCGAUGUUGCAACAAGGCAAGUUACAAUUCAGAAGACUACAUGUGUUGUGAAGAUACUGUUGUUCAAAAGAAACAACGACAAGAUGACUGGUGUUGUGGUAAGUCUUCAUACAAUACUCAGACAGAGUACUGCUGUCAUGGAUCAGUUGUUCAGCGGUACUACGGAGAAAAUACACGCUGCUGCGGUAAUACCUCCUACGAUGCUGAUUCGCUUAUAUGCUGUGACACCGGUCUUCAAUACAAAACAAAGGAGUCUGAUGACUGGUGUUGUGGUGAUGUACCGUACGAUACAAAAGCAGAAAUAUGCUGCGAAGGUUCGUUUCCGAAACAGGCUAUAGCCGGACCUGCAACUCGAUUUUGUGGCCGCGAGAGUUACGACCCUCGCAAAGAAAUGUUUGUGAGGGUGAAAAAUUGUCCGAAAAAGGUUAACAGAUGUGUCUAA
This is a messenger RNA of Mercenaria mercenaria, 11488 nucleotides long. RefSeq lists its product as uncharacterized. The record is from RefSeq and is a predicted model, not a curated record. Bases 8 to 11488 code for a protein of 3826 amino acids. The transcript has 4 exons. NCBI's taxonomy places the organism in Eukaryota, Metazoa, Mollusca, Bivalvia, Venerida, Veneridae.